This is a messenger RNA of Vigna umbellata (rice bean), 1713 nucleotides long. Lineage: Eukaryota; Viridiplantae; Streptophyta; Magnoliopsida; Fabales; Fabaceae. The record is from RefSeq and is a predicted model, not a curated record.
UUCUUUAUCCGAUUUGUAGGCCUUAGUUUGAUAAUAAUUUGCACUCCCUUCUAAUCAUCUUUUUCUCUUGCCUUUCCAUUUUUUCUCUGCAAUUAUUUUUUUCUCACUAUUAAUGAAUGCUUUAGUUUUGAAUAAUUUUGGGCAUGCAUAGUAUGUAAUCUUAAUUAUUUAGCCUGAUCUAAAACUUAACUAUUACAACCAUUCUGCUAUCCAACAUCACACUGCAGCCAUUUCAGGAUCAACCGCACGGAAUUGUUAACUGAUUUAAAAGGAAUAUUGUUUUUCCUGUAUGUGAAGCAAUAGAUAAACAAUAUUUUGAAAACCAAAAUCAAAGCACUUGUUAAAACAUUUUUGAAGAUUGGGUCAUUGUCUCCUUCAUUUCCCAGCACCUCCUACUUAUACAAUUUCUUUCAUCUCAUGGUACUAAUAUUGUUGUCUGUUUAUCCUUGUCAGGUGUGUAAAAAUGGUUCAUUUCACUUGCGAGGAAAUGUGUAUGUACAAUACAAAGCUUUGGAUUCUGCGCUGCUCGCAGCAAACUUAAUAAAUCGUCACGAUUUUACCGGAAAACGGGUAACUUGUCAAUUUGUUAACUUGACAAGAUGGAAGGUUGCCAUAUGUGGCGAGUAUAUGAAAUCGGGUUUCAAGACUUGUUCUCGCGGAACAGCAUGCAAUUUUAUUCACUGUUUUCGUAAUCCUGGUGGAGACUAUGAAUGGGCUGAUUCUGACAAACCUCCCCCAAAAUUUUGGGUAGAAAAGAUGAUUGCUUUAUUUGGUUAUUCUGAUGAUUAUGAGACUUCAAGGGAGCAGGGAAAUUUUAGUUUGUCAAAAACAGAUUCUGACAGGUACCACUGUAGAAGGUCAAGAUCCAGAGAGACGGAUCAGAUAAGUUGUGGUCAUUCUGGUAGAAGAAAACAUGAAGAUGAAAGAAAGCAAAGAACUCCGUAUGAGGAUCGGAAUGCUAGCUUAAAAAACACUCAUAAAAGAAAAUCCAGAGGCAGAACUCCUGAUACUGAUUCUGACAGAGAAUGGUUAGAAAAGGAGGAAAUUAGGGAAAGACGCCAUGAAUACACUAGGAAUGGCUCAUUUAAUAAGAACAGGGAUGAAAAUAGCAGAAGCCACGAAGAGGAUUCUGAUAUGGAUUGUGAUACUAGGGACAAUGAAAAGCAGCAUGGAAGAAACCCAAGAAAGUGCGACAAAGACAUCAGGGUCUGGAUUAAUGAGGCUGCUGGUUUGGAUGGGGACAGAGAUGUGAGAAAGCACCGUAUUAGGGAAAGCUCAGGACAUCAGAGUGGUGACGCUUCUGAAUCCAACAAAGAUUUGUUUGGUAGAGUGGAGAUGGAAACACUACAUGAUCACUUUAGGAAAACAUAUAGUCACAGAAGAUCGGGUGUUCAGGUGUCUGUAAAAGGAAGAGAUCAAAACGGCAAAGUUGAUAGAGACGGGUCCCGGAAGGACAGUUACAAACGAGAUCAUCACAAAAGGAAGUGAUCAAUAAUAAGUGAUAAAUACACAGAAGAAUUUGAUUCCCAUCAGUGUGGAGAGCAGCAGAGAGUGGAUAUCAAUUGGUGGAACUAAUCAUACUUAGAAUUUUUGUCCCCAUGAAAGUUUAGUGUAUUUUAUUUUUACAUUUCUUCCCAUAUUUAUUCUUUUUUUUUUUUCCUAAACCUUCCGCUUUUUCUAUUGAUGAUAUAUCUACGAAUAUUAAAAUCCCUC